AGCCGUUCCACUAGCGGCUCUUUCACGGUCAAAGAGCAUGGAUUAAGUCCCGCCGCGCCACUUGACUUUUGUUGGUAGCCCUGCCUCUCACCACAUCUCUCCACCUCUGCAUCUCACAGUUACCCACCGUUGCUCCUGCCAAUCACAGUCUCGCCGGCCCUUACAGCGAGCCCGUAAGCCACCAGGGCUGAACCACGUCGCACCCGCAGCCCACAGCAAGCACCACGCCCGUCGCGACUGCCACCUGUGCCAGCAUGUCGUCUUCACGGCCUGACGGCGGGGACUCGCCCUCGUCGUCACCUCUUUCCUCUCCUCCCUCUAAACUCGACACUUCAACUCGCCCGCGGCCACGACCCAAGCUCGUUUCUUUUGGCCGCGACUCGCUCAUGGGCGGACGGCCAGACACUGAGGGCCACACCCACGUAGAAUUCAUCCACGAGAACUCGCCCACCAUUAUCCCCCAGAGAAUGUCUUCCGAAGUCGAUCCGCUCCUUAAGGAGGCCUUGUCGCCUGAUGACGACGACGACGACUGGUUGGGCGAACAACAGGUCGAGGAGACCAAGAGCAGUUGGUUCCUGUUCUUGCUCACCUUUGGUGGCCUGGGCCUGCAAAUAGGAUGGUCUGUAGAGACCUCCAAUGGAUCCCCGUACCUACUCUCACUCGGUUUGAGCAAGUCGAUGCUUGCCCUCGUGUGGAUUGCCGGCCCGCUCUCCGGUGUGCUCGUGCAACCCUAUGUCGGUCUCAAGAGUGACAACUGCCGUCUGCGCUGGGGAAAGCGGAGGCCUUUCAUCAUCGGCGGUGCCGCUGCAACCAUCGUGUCUCUCAUGGUCCUCGCUUGGGCAAGGGAAAUCAUCGGUGGCUUUCUAGGCCUCUUCGGUGCUGACCCAGAGUCAAAUGGUGUCAAGACAUGCAUCAUGCUGUUCGCCGUCUUGUUCGUAUACGUGCUGGAUUUCGCUAUCAACGUCAUCCAAGCCGGUGUACGAGCAUACAUCGUCGAUGUAGCACCCACUCAUCAACAAGAGUCUGCCAAUGCAUGGCUCAUGCGCUCCGCUGGUAUUGGCAAUAUUUUGGGCUACCUGGCAGGUUAUAUCAACCUACCAGACUACCUUCCCUGGCUCGGUGGCACACAGUUCAAGGUCCUGUGCGCUAUCGCCUCCUUUGUCAUGAUCCUCACGGUCGGCAUCAGUUGCUCAACCUGCUCGGAACGCGAUCCUCAAUUCGACACUGCACCAGCUGAGCAGAAGGAAGGUGUCAUCGCUUUCUUCAAGGGUCUCGCGCGCUCAGUCAAGAAACUGCCUCCCCAGAUCAAGAAGGUCUGCGCCGUUCAAUUCUUCGCUUGGAUUGGAUGGUUCCCGUUCCUCUUCUACAUUACCACCUACGUCGGCGAGAUUUAUGCCGAUCCCUACUUUGAGGAGAACCCCCAUCUACCGGACGCUAAAAUUGAUGAGAUUCUGGAGAAUGGUACGAGAAUUGGCACCAGAGCCCUGCUGAUUUUUGCCAUCACCACAUUCUUCGCCUCCGUCUUCCUGCCAUUCGUCAUUCCCCCAACAUUCCAAGCCCCAGAACCCGACCGUCCGAUAACACCGGCAACGCCUAUGACACCGACGACACCACACUCUAUGGGUGGCUCCGGCUACUUUGCCCUGGGGCCCGCCCCCAAGAGGGACUCGAACACAAUCAUGGACAAAAUAUCUAGGUCCAUGGAGAUGUUGCAGGUUAAGUCGCUUACCCUUCGUCGAUCUUGGUUCAUAUCGCACAUCCUCUUCACUGUACUUAUGGCCCUUACCUUCUUCGUUCGUAGCACGUGGGGAGCGACUGUCCUUGUCGGUGCUAUUGGCAUUCCUUGGUGUGUCACCAACUGGGCGCCGUUUGCCAUCAUUUCUUCCGAGAUCUCCAAGAGAGAUGCCAUCCGCCGUGGUAUCAUCAAGCCUCGUGACCGCGAAUCACAGCUCAUCGCCGAGGGCGAGGAUGACGGUUCAGGCGCCGAUUCUGCCGGUGUCGUUCUGGGAAUUCACAACGUCGCCAUCGCAGCACCGCAGGUCAUCGCCACACUUGUGAGCGCCAUUAUGUUCAAGCUUCUACAAAAGCCCAGAGGGACAGCAGGCGAUACAAGUGUGGCAUGGGUGCUGCGCUUUGGUGGUGUCUGUGCCCUAGUUGCUGCAUGGUUGACAUUGCAGGUCAACGAAGAAAAGGAGGAAGAGGAGGAGGAAGAACCUUUCAGGAGGAGGCGGAUGUCUUAGGACGACUCCGACGAUCAGUCUGUUUCACGCCUAAGACAGGAUCUGGAGCUGUCGCUAAGCCGACAGAACUCGUCAACCGAAGGAACAUUGAGUUCACAAGACGAUGGCAUUGAUGUUAGAAUCGAGAUCAAUUAACAUGAACGGACAGCACACGCUACACUACAUGAAGAGCCUCGCGGCUUGACUCUAGCGUUAUACAGGACCGGCUUGGAUUGUGAUGCAUCUUGAGGCGAAACCAAGGCGUUUUUUUUGGCAUCUGAGCGAGCGAGCGAGCAUAGCUUUGUUUCGUGAGCGCACACGCGGAGUUUUGGGACGUACAUAUGGGUUGGCAAAGGGAAAAAUCAACUUGGCGCACUCCUUUAGGUAAACCUCAUCUUGCUAGGUAAACACUGGCAUAUUUAGAGAGCGGUGGAAUGAUAUCACGUUAACUCUGACACCACGCUACCAAGACCUGACUAUAACAGAAUGUUAGACCGGCUUGUUUUUGCUUC
This is a messenger RNA of Alternaria alternata, 2731 nucleotides long. RefSeq lists its product as hypothetical. Gene Ontology annotation, cellular component: membrane. The transcript has 2 exons. Gene Ontology annotation, molecular function: sucrose:proton symporter activity. The record is from RefSeq and is a predicted model, not a curated record. The coding region runs from base 255 to 2240 and encodes 661 amino acids. NCBI's taxonomy places the organism in Eukaryota, Fungi, Ascomycota, Dothideomycetes, Pleosporales, Pleosporaceae.